UUCAAUUGAUCUCUUUCACGAUGUCGCGAUUUCCUUUGCUUUUCUCGCAAGUCGUCCUGUUCCUCUCGGCGAGGGCCGCCUCAUCGGAGGUGAAAGAGCCGACCUGUCGAAUCAUCGACGGUUACAACAUCUGCCACUAUAAAGGGGCGCUCGUCGAAGUUACGCAACGCCGUUUCGAAGAUCGAUUGGACAUCAGCGACCUAAAUCUUCUGGCAAUUCGAGAAGAUGCCUUCAGGAACGUGACGGCGACGCACUUGUAUCUGAAUCAAGGCAACCGGAUAUCUGUGUUGAAGAGGGGGUCCUUCCGCGGUUUGCCCAACUUGGAGCGUCUCCACUUGGACGAUAACGUGGUACCGUUGUCGGAGCACUUGUUCGCGGAAUUGGGACACCUGCAGUCGCUGUCGUUGAUCUUCAACAAGAUCAAUUCGUUACCGAAAGACUCGUUCGCCGGCCUGUCAAGUCUGAUGUGGCUUUACUUAGGUCACAACGAUAUUGAAGCGAUCGAGGCAGAAUCCUUCUCAAAUCUAAAUCCUGAGCUGUUAUAUCUGUGGCUCAAUAACAAUAAAAUCACUCGCAUCGCUCUGGAUUCUUUCGCCGGAUUAACCGAACUAAACCGCCUCCACUUGGACUACAAUCGGCUGGUGGACUUGCCAAGCGGUAUCUUUCGAGGAUUGAACAAGUUGGAGGUUCUUUACUUAAAUGACAAUCGGAUAACGAGCGUCUCCAGGGCGCUUCUCCGUGACUUGGUUGGUUUGAAGAGACUCUUUCUUCAGCAGAACGAGAUCAGUGCUCUCGAGCCGGAAACAUUCCGGGAGUUGUCACAACUGGAACUACUGCGACUGGACGGAAACAAACUGUCUCACAUUGUAGUCGGCACUUUUACUGGGCUCUCCAAUCUGGAAGAGGUCAAUCUGUCCGACAAUAACAUCCAGACGGUGGAUAAUGGCGCUUUCGCUGCUUUCGCCAAAUUGCGAUAUCUCUACUUCAGUGGCAACAAUUUUACCGAAAUCGACAAGGAGGUCAGUGGCCUCUCAGACGUUAGGGUCAUCAUGAGAUAGGGAUCUACUUGUAUAGACGUACAGUCUUGUAUAGUUGUUUUACAUAAUCAAUGUAAGAAAGAAAGAAAUAAAUCCUUCAUU
Molecule: messenger RNA, 1139 nt
Organism: Trachymyrmex septentrionalis
Lineage: Eukaryota; Metazoa; Arthropoda; Insecta; Hymenoptera; Formicidae
Product: leucine-rich repeat-containing protein 15-like
Exons: 1
Coding region: 21-1058 (345 amino acids)
Cellular component (GO): extracellular matrix
Molecular function (GO): protein binding
Source: RefSeq, a predicted model, not a curated record